This is a messenger RNA of Syngnathus acus (greater pipefish), 4046 nucleotides long. It is a transcript of the gene fbxo38, whose product is annotated as F-box protein 38. Lineage: Eukaryota; Metazoa; Chordata; Actinopteri; Syngnathiformes; Syngnathidae. The record is from RefSeq and is a predicted model, not a curated record. Gene Ontology annotation, molecular function: protein binding. Gene Ontology annotation, cellular component: nucleus; cytoplasm. Gene Ontology annotation, biological process: SCF-dependent proteasomal ubiquitin-dependent protein catabolic process; protein K48-linked ubiquitination.
GCACCAAGUGAUCCGGAUCCAGGAAAUGACAACCGUCCACAGUCGCAUGGGAAGAAGUUAAGUUGUGCUUCCAUUCGUAUGAGCAUCUCCGAUAUGGUCACGCGAUGAUCGAACAUCAAUACAGUCGCGGGAUGGAUAGCAAAAGAACAGUUAGAACCUGGAGUUCCGCCCGAGAAAUAAUCAUCGGUGUGUGGAAAGAAGGAAAUUAAAUGCCUCUGAGAGUUACCACUAACAUUGAAGCAAUGGGUCCAAGGAGGAAGGCCUCCAAACUUCAACCUUUAGGGGCCGGCUGUGGAUGGGAAGUGCCUCUGAGGCCAAAUGAGCCCAAAGACUACAUCAACGAAUUGUCCCAUGAAGUUCUCUGUCAUAUAUUCAGGUACCUUCCUAUGAAGGACAUCAUAUGCAUGGAGUGUCUCUCCAGAAAGCUCAGAGAAGCUGUCACCCUGUACUUGCGAGUGAUCAAAGUAGUGGAUCUUUGUGCUGGUCACUGGUGGGAAUAUAUGCCCUCAGGUUUUACAGAUAGCAGCUUCUUGCUUCUUUUGAAGAAGAUGCCCGACCUGGAGCAGCUAUAUGGCCUUCACCCCCGAUACCUCGAGAGGAGACGAGUCAGAGGCUACGAUGCGUUCAGUAUACCUGGUGUCGUGGAGGCACUCCAAGCCUGUCCCAGUCUGCUGGGUGUUGAGACGUCCCACCUUGAGCUGGUGGAAGCCAUUUGGAACUACAUGCCACAGGUUCACAUACUUGGGAAGUUCCGUAAUCGCAACGGGGCUUUCCCAAUUCCAGCUGAGAAUAAAUUAAUCAUCCCCAUUACUGCAAAAAUCCAGACACUUCACCUUGUGGGUGUAAAUGUCCCAGAGAUCCCUUGUGUGUCCAUGCUGCGCCACCUUUACCUAAAGUGGGUCCGUCUCACCAAACCUCAGCCAUUUAAAGAGUUCCUCUGUGUCAGCCUGAGAUCCUUUGUCAUGCGGAACUGUGCAGGUCCAACCAACUCCCUCAAAUACGUUCCCCUGGUUACUGGUUUAGCUUCAGCCCGAAAUCUUGAGCAGCUAGAGUUGGUUAGAGUUCCCUUCCUUGGAGGGCUCAUCCAACAUGUGGUAGAGGACAGCUGGAGAUCAGGAGGAUUUCGGAACCUCCACACCAUUGUGUUCGGAGCCUGUAAAAAUGCCCUGGAAGUGGACCUCGGUUACCUUGUCAUUACUGCUGCUCGCAGACUUCAUGAGCUACGUAUCCAGCCAUCACUAACAAAAGAUGGAGUGUUCUCAGCUCUCAAGAUGGCUGAACUAGAGUUUCCUCAGUUUGAUACCCUUCAUCUUGGAUACGUGGAUGAGUUCCUGCUCCAAUGUAAGAUGAGUCAUUCAGAGCUGGUGAAGUAUGGUCUGGCUGAUGUGGUAGAGAACCCAGGCAUCAUCACUGAUAUCGGCAUUAAAGUGGUGAAUGAGGUAUUUAGUAAUAUAAAAUACCUGCUCAUCUACAACUGUCCCCACCUUCAUAACCCUCACCAUUGGAUUACAGAUCAGUCCAGAUGGAGCAGACUUGUUGACCUCACACUGGUACGCUGUCACGCUAUCAAACUGGAGUCUUUCUCCCAGUUCAUCGAAGCAGUGCCCAGUUUAGAGUUCAUAUGUCUGGACCAAAUGUUUCGAGAACCACCAAAGGGUUGUGCCAGAGUAGGCCUGAGUGCUGGAACUGGUAUUGGUGUGUCCUCGGCUCUGGUCAGCAACCAAAACUCUAACAAUGACAACAACAAUAAUAACCACCACCAUCACCACAACAACAACGAGGCCAAUCUGCCUCCUCCUCCUCCUCCACCCCCCCCCUCCCCUCCGCCUCCUCCUCCUCCUCCACCACCGCCACCUGUUUACAACAUCGAAAGACAUCAGCAGCAGCACAAUGCACCAUUGGAAGUCAAUGGGAUAGACGAUGUGGAGGAGAACAUGCGGGCAGAGCCAGAAAUUGAGUUGGAAGGAGCUGACAUGGCAGUGGCAGCAGAUCGCGAUGGCGCUGCUGGACCCAGACAUCCAGCUGGUUCACCACAUCUAUCUAGUGGUGAUGAAGAGCAAGCAGGUCCCAGUGGUUUGGUUCGGCAGUGUAGACCUCCCGGGGUUGCCAUUCCCAAGCCCUCACUAAUCCUGUCUGACUCGGACAGUGAGGAGGAGGAGGAAGGCCUCGUUUCAAGACUAACUCCAGCAACUUCCUGCUCACAGCAACCUAUUUCUUGCACAGAAGGUAAAGGAAAGACUCCUCUGCGGCGGAACAAUAAUGGGCCUGGAUCAGCGUUGGUCUCGGGAAAUCGGGUGAAGCCUCCUGCGUCAGAGGGUCGCUGUGAAAAGAGCUGUCAGGUGACCAGUGAACAAAUAAAGGCUGACAUGAAGGCGGCAUCCGAGAACAGUCGGAGGACUAGCAAUAAAGGCGUCAACACAGAAUCAGGGGAGACCUCAGCGAGGCCAGGGCAGGAUGGCACAGUACAAGGCUCCGGUGUCAGUGGGGCAGCAGAAAGGCCGCUGACCCAAUGUGUGGACAUAAUUGAACCUGGAUCAGCCCAGGGACCUGAGAGGCGAGAUACUGGAAGUGGCAGGACUAAUGGGGGCACAGUAAACCACUCUGGAACACAUACUGGUGACUGCAGCACCAGAGAAGUUGGAUUAAGGCAAACUCCUGGUACUGCUAGUGUUGCGCAUCGAGAAUCCAAAAGUUCUGUUGAAAACAUGACUUCAGGACAACCAGCUGGUCAGAGGCACAGACGAACGCUGGUGGCUCAGCGUUCAAGUUGUAAGCGAACUCUGGCCAGUGAUGAGAACUCUCCACCCAGACGACCUUUGACCCGGUCCUGCACUCGUAUGUCUUCUGUAUCCCUGAUGCCAGAGACAGAUCUUCCAAGAACCAGGCCUCGGGUAGCAACAAGGAGGAGGAGAAUGGCUGACAAAUCAACCAGUACUUCGGACCCGGUGACAGAGGAUGACCAUAUACAGGUGUUGACCCUGAAGAGUAAGAACCUGGUGGGGAUCACUCUGACCAACUGCGGUAUCACCGACCUGGUCCUUAAAGACUGUCCCAAGAUGAUGUUCAUUCAUGCUACCCGAUGUCGAGUGUUGAAGCAGCUGCGAGUGGAAAGCGCUCCUAUUGUUAACAGGUUUGACUAUGCACAAUGCAAGAAGCUGAACAUGGAACAGGUCCUGGAUCAGAUUCUGAGAAUGCCUCCUGAGCGCAACCGCAUCAUCUACAUGCGUCCUAUGCACCAGAUUGAUUCUGUGGCAUUGGAACGUCAGCUCUUCCAGGGUCCCUAUCCCUAUCAUAUCGCUAUAGUUCAUGAGUUCAGCAAUCCUCCAAAUAUACGCAACAAGGUCCGCAUUCGCAGUUGGAUGGACACUAUAGCCAACAUCAGCCAAGAGCUAAUCAAGUACGAGUUCUUCCCAGAGGCCACCAGGACAGAAGAAGAUGUAAAGAAGUAUCCUAGAUAUCCCUGGGGCCGAGACAUUUAUACACUAGAGGGUCUGUUGGAUGGUGCCCCCUACAGCAUGAUAACAGACUUCCCAUGGCUCAGAACUCUGAGAGCUGCCAACCCCAACAACUACGCCCGCUAUGACUUUGAGGACGACGAGAGCACCACCAUCUACGCCCCGAGGAGGAAGGGUCAGCUUUCGGCCGACAUCUGCAUGGAGACCAUUGGCGAGGAGAUCUCUGAGCGGCGACAGAGCAAAAGAGGAGUGUUUCAGAGAGUCGUGGUUCUUUUCCUCCAUCACUGUGACACGCCCGGCGAACCAGUUGAUGACGACUACAUUUAAGACAUUCUGACUGACAUAAGACUCCAUUCCAUUUGGGAAAUGGCAACAUGGCAUUAAUUGCGUUAGUGUCCGAGCUGCCGGGCCGCACGCUUGAACGCAACUGUGGGGUGGGGCCAAAGAUCAUUAUGCAGCAAAAUGGGCAUGUUGUCAACAUGACUCCAAAUAACGCAAGCUUUUGUCUUACAUGUCUUUCCUUUUCAUUCAUGAAGCAUUUUAGAUUAAAUUCAAGCUGCAUCUGCGAUAUAUGUGUGUAUAUAUAUAUAU